Rotaria socialis is the source of this 540-nucleotide messenger RNA. The record is from the annotation of a GenBank genome assembly. NCBI's taxonomy places the organism in Eukaryota, Metazoa, Rotifera, Eurotatoria, Philodinida, Philodinidae.
AUGUUCACUCUUAUAUCGCGUGAUCAGGAGUUCAAUUCAGAUAGUUGGAUCUGUCGUGAACUUAACAAAGAUUAUGCAGACGAUUACAAUGGCAUAUUCUUGCAUAUGUUGAAUAGUGUUGAUGCAUCAACGUCGCCUUGGUUACUAAAAUCCGCAUUGCACACGUUUUCUUUGAAUAAGCUCCUGGAACAUCAUCCAAAUGCAUUGAUUAUCAUGAUUCAUCGACCUCUUGGCACUGUUCUUCCUUCUCUGUGUAGUUUGUCAUUAUCAGCUACAGAUUGGAAUUUCGACAGCACGAAUACAAUUACUCGAGAUAAUGUAGGAAAACGUUGUUGUCAAUUUAUGGAUAUAGUAAUUGAAUGUAUCCUGAAGUUUCGAAAAACAUCCAAUGGCGUUAUUAAGCGGUUAAAAAACGUGUUCGAUAUUAACUAUAACGAUUUAAUGAAAGAUCCUAUUGAUCUGGUUCACAGAAUAUGCAAUUAUUUCGGUCUACUGUGGCCAGAUGAAAUGGAAAUAGCUAUGAAUCAUUUGGCUUCUUGA